Messenger RNA from Saprolegnia diclina VS20, 978 nucleotides. Its product is annotated as phytochrome-associated serine/threonine protein phosphatase. Gene Ontology annotation, cellular component: cytoplasm. Gene Ontology annotation, molecular function: protein serine/threonine phosphatase activity. The record is from RefSeq and is a predicted model, not a curated record. Lineage: Eukaryota; Oomycota; Saprolegniomycetes; Saprolegniales; Saprolegniaceae. Bases 64 to 978 code for a protein of 304 amino acids. Gene Ontology annotation, biological process: peptidyl-serine dephosphorylation. The transcript has 7 exons.
GUUGGUAAGUCAUUGAGAGGUCCCUUUUAUCAGCAGCUUGCAGCGACAAGAACGACGACGAGCAUGGACGGACCGGACCAGUGGAUCGAGAACCUGCGCGCGGGGAAGCUCCUCACGGAGCUGCAGCUCAAGAUGGUCUGCGAGAUGGUCAAGGACAUCCUCGUUGAGGAGGGCAACGUGCAGGCGGUGUCGAGCCCAGUCACGGUCUGCGGCGACAUCCACGGCCAGUUCUACGACCUCCUCGAGCUCUUCCGCGUCGGCGGCGAGCUCCCGACGACCAACUACGUCUUCAUGGGCGACUUUGUCGAUCGUGGCAACAACAGUGUCGAAACGUUCGAGCUGCUCCUGUGCCUCAAGGCGCGGUAUCCCGACCGCAUUACGCUCCUGCGCGGCAACCAUGAGAGCCGGCAAGUCACCCAGGUCUAUGGCUUUUACGAAGAAUGCGUCCGAAAGUACGGCAACGCCAACCCGUGGAAGUACUGCACAGACGUCUUCGACUACCUCAACCUUGCCGCCGUCAUUGACGGGCGCGUCCUCUGCGUCCACGGCGGCCUGUCGCCCGAAAUUCACACCCUGGACCAGGUGCGCACGAUCGAGCGCCAGCAAGAAGUGCCCCACGAAGGCGCGUUCUGUGAUUUGAUGUGGUCGGACCCCGAAGACAUUGAGACGUGGGCCAUGAGCCCGCGCGGCGCCGGGUUCCUCUUUGGCUCCAAGGUCACGGCCGAGUUCAACCACGUGAACGGCCUCGAGCUCAUUUGCCGAGCGCACCAGCUCGCGCAGGAGGGCUAUACAUACAUGUUUCCGGAGAAGAGCCUUGUGACGGUGUGGUCGGCGCCCAACUACUGCUACCGCGUCGGCAACUUGGCGGCGAUCCUCGCCUUUGACGAACACCUCAACCGCGAGUUCAAAAUCUUCCGCGAAGUGCCCGAGUCGACGCAGAGUGCGACCGUGCGCUCGACCGUGCCGUACUUCUUGUAG